UCUAUCAAUAAUUUACACAGGGACGAGACGCAGCGCUAUGUAUUCAUUUGUGCGUCUUCUUGUCAGGGCCCCUUCUUACACUUCAGGGGUCAUUUAAUACUUGCUAUAAACUAAGAAAGCGAGAAGGAGACGCAGGCACAAAGCGAGAAGGUGAGCUCUCCAACAAAUAAAGCAAUUUAACAAAAAUCCAGGAGGGGAUAAUAAGAACUCCCAAGAAGAGUGAAAGCUGGAUUCGAUCAGGAGAUAAGGAGCAAGCUGCAUAUUGACAUUUUGAGGAACUCGGUGGUCGCUCGUCAUGUUAGAGUUGCUGUUCGCAAUGGUUUGGUUUGCGGGACUCGUGUGCGGUCAGAAUGAAACGGAGCCGAUCGUACUGGAGGGGAAAUGCCUCGUGGUCUGUGACUCGAAUCCCACCUCGGAUCCUACGGGUACGGCGCUCGGGAUUUCUGUGCGAUCUGGCAGCGCCAAGGUGGCUUUCUCAGUCAUCAGGAGCACGAACCACGAGCCUUCAGAGAUGAGCAACAGGACCAUGAUCAUUUACUUUGACAAUAUACUAGUGAAUGUCGGCUCUAAUUUUGACUCGGAGAGAAGCACCUUUAUAGCUCCAAGGAAAGGAAUUUACAGUUUUAACUUUCACGUGGUCAAAGUGUAUAACCGGCAAACUAUCCAGGUGAGCCUGAUGCUGAAUGGCUGGCCGUUGAUCUCAGCCUUUGCAGGAGAUCAGGAUGUGACAAGAGAAGCCGCCAGCAAUGGAGUGUUGACUCAGAUGGAAAAGGGGGACCGAGCCUAUCUUAAACUGGAACGAGGGAACCUAAUGGGAGGGUGGAAAUACUCGACUUUCUCCGGAUUCCUAGUGUUUCCACUCUAAGAGAAAACAACAUUGCAUUUUUUCCUGAACCCUAUACUGUCACAAGAGGGUUGAUAACUUUUUGUUUCCCCAACAGCGCAAGUGCAUCCCAAGGCUGCACAGAAAACUUAUUAUAAAGGGACAGUAUCCCAUUUGGUACCCUCCAUCUACCAAUACCAAUUAAAAAUAACCCCAGCCUUAUAAUUAUUCGUGGACAUAUUACACAUUUGGUUAAUCCCCAGAUCAUCACUUUCUAUGAGCCGACGGAUAAACACACUGUAGCAUGAAUACGCUAAAUUAUCUGUUUUUUUAACAAGACUAAUUACCUUUAUUCCAUUGGCUUUGAUUUUGUAGCAGUUUCAAAGUAAAGUCUGGAUAGGCUGCCAAAUCGGGAAACUGACAGAAAAGUUUAGCAGGGAUAUUUCAAUGAAGGAUUGGUUGCCAAAAGGAUACCGUCUCUUUAAAUAUAUAAGAAAGCAGAAAACAUGCUUCUCUCUGCCUGUAUACGUCUGCCAUGCGGAAUCUUAGAGAUGGUUGCAGUCUAAAAAUGCAGCAUACUUUCAUUUGCCUUUGUAUUUCUACAUCCUAUAGAUACAAUAUUUUCAAUUCUGUGACAGAUUAACAACCUAUAUAGCCGAGCAUAAACUUUAAAAAAACGGAAUUAUGGUAAUUUUGAUCUAGCAAACAAGGACGGUUAGUUGUGUUUCAGUAGUUCAGUGUAUUCUGGGUUUAUUCUGUGGAGGCCGCUAAUCGUUCUGGUAGCAUAUCUAUCGUUUUUUGUUCCAGUAUAAUGUGGCCAUA
Molecule: messenger RNA, 1645 nt
Organism: Hypanus sabinus (Atlantic stingray)
Lineage: Eukaryota; Metazoa; Chordata; Chondrichthyes; Myliobatiformes; Dasyatidae
Product: cerebellin-1
Exons: 3
Coding region: 296-865 (189 amino acids)
Cellular component (GO): glutamatergic synapse; synaptic cleft
Molecular function (GO): protein binding
Source: RefSeq, a predicted model, not a curated record